Thlaspi arvense is the source of this 834-nucleotide messenger RNA. NCBI's taxonomy places the organism in Eukaryota, Viridiplantae, Streptophyta, Magnoliopsida, Brassicales, Brassicaceae. The record is from the annotation of a GenBank genome assembly.
AUGGCUGGGAUAACCAGCACCAUCGGGUUCAACGCAAUUCUCCCCGGAACCACCAAUACGGUGUCGCAUCCGCACUUUUCUGUUAAAUCUAAGCUCUUCGGACUUCGUUUCUCUUUGCCCGAAUUAUCAUCUAUUGUCACUCUUGAGCUUUAUCAUCGCCGUAUCCCCGCCAUCACCUGCCGUUACGGAGGCGGAGGAGGUGGCGGUGGCUCACGAUUCCCUGGAGAUAGGCGAGGUAGGCAAAAGGAAUCCGAAGAUGAUGAUGCGCUUGAUAUCUCGGCUAUUAGGUCAGCCACUGUCAGGCUUAUUGAUGGGCAACAGAACAUGAUUGGUAUAGUUUCCAAGGAGGAAGCGGUUCGAAGAGCUGAAGAAGCCGAGCUUGAUCUGGUGAUUCUUUCGCCGGAUGCUGAUCCUCCGGUUGUCAGAAUGAUGGAUUACAGUUAUAACAUUGAUCAGCAUGAUUAUUCUGUACGCAUGAGAGCAGCCCGGAAGUUUUUGCAAGACGGUGACAAGGUUAAAGUGAUUGUGAACAUGAAAGGCCGGGAAAACGAGUUCAGAAAUAUUGCUAUUGAGCUUCUCAGACGUUUUCAGAAUGAAGUUGGGGAGGUUCGUAUUGUAUUUGUGAUUUGGAUUCGCAUGUUUGUUCUUCUCUCUAAAACCUGCCAACACCUGCAGCUUGCGACUGAGGAGAGCAAAAACUUUCGGGACAGGAACUUGUUUAUUGUCUUGGUGCCAAACAAGGAAGUUAUUCGGAAAGCGCAAGAACCACCCCCGAAAAAGAAGAAAAAGCCAGCGGAUGAUGAAGUUUCAGCAGCAGCUAUAACUGCAACUUAA